CCAGCGCUGGGAAGAGGAUAGGGAAGCCGAAAGGCUUUUUUUCUCUUUACAUUUCGGAGGUUUGGACUGGCCAGUUGCUGUGGUGUAACCCUAAGGUGCUGUUAGAGGCCGAGCUGGGUCCUACUUUCUGAAAGGAGGCCCCUGGAAGAACAAUGGAACCCCGACUGGAAUCAAUUCCACUCCAAAGGCAAGUUCUCCUUCUUGUUUUGUUUUGUGUGUGUGUGUCGGCUUCUGAACCCGGGAGGUUUUCAGUGGCAGAGGAAAUGGAGAGUAGAUCUUUUGUGGGUAAUGUGGCAAAGGCCCUGGGCUUGGAUGUUAGGGAACUGUCUGCCAGGGGUGCUCGGAUUGCUUCCAAAGGGAAAAAACAGCAUUUACAACUCAACAUUCAGACUGGGGAUCUGCUCCUAAAAGAGAAACUGGACCGGGAGCAGCUGUGCGGCCCUGCGGAGCCCUGUGUCCUGCCUUUCCAGAUUUUACUGGAAAACCCCUUUCACAUAAUUCCUGCAGAACUGAGAGUGCUAGAUAUAAAUGAUCACGCGCCCAUGUUCCCAGACACUGAAAUGUUCUUGAAAAUCCGCGAGAACAGCCCACCAGAGUCUCUAUUUUCUCUGAAAAACGCGCUAGAUUUGGAUGUAGGUAUCAACAAUGUUCAGAACUAUACGGUCAACCCCAACGCCCAUUUCCUCAUUCGCACUCGAACCCGCAGCGAUGGAAAGAAGUACCCGGAGCUGGUCUUGGACAAAGCCCUGGAUCGUGAGGAGCAGCCAGAACUUGUCUUAACCCUCACAGCGAUAGAUGGUGGGUCCCCACCGAAGUCCGGGACUGCCCAAAUCCGAGUCCUAGUUGUGGACAUCAAUGAUAAUGCUCCUGUAUUUGCUCAGCCCCAAUAUGAGGUUCAGAUCCCUGAGGACAGCCCCAUUGAUUCCCUGGUUGUUACUGUGUCUGCCAGAGACUUGGACACAGGAAGCAAUGGUGAAAUCUCAUACACACUUAUUCAAAGUUCUGAGGAGAUUAGCCAAACGUUCAAAGUAAACCCCUUCUCGGGAGAAAUUCGAUUGAAAAAACAAAUGGAUUUCGAGAUAAUUCAGUCAUAUGAGUUGGAUAUUGAAGCCACCGAUGGUGGAGGCCUUUCUGGAAAAUGCACUGUCCUAAUCUAUGUAAUAGAUUUAAAUGACAAUCCUCCAGAAAUAGUAUUGUCUUCCUUAAAUAGCCCCAUUCCUGAGGAUUCAUCUGAGGUCGUCGUCGCUGUUUUCAGCAUUUCAGACCGGGACUCAGGAGACAAAGGGAGGAUGGUUUGCUCCAUCCAAGACAAUGUCCCCUUUCUCCUGAAAUCGUCUUUGGAGAACUUCUAUACCCUGGUAACUGAUGGAAUCCUGGACAGAGAGAUCAGAGAGGAGUACAACAUUACCAUUACUGUCACAGAUUUGGGAUCCCCCAGGCUUAAAACUGAGCAAAACAUCACAGUGCUGAUCUCUGAUGUCAAUGAUAACCCUCCAGUGUUUACUCAGACUGCCUAUAUGCUAUAUCUCCAGGAGAACAACAGCCCUGCUUUCCACAUUGGCAGCAUCAGUGCCAUUGACAGGGACUGGGGUUCCAAUGCCAAAGUCACCUACUCCCUGGAGCCUCCAGAGACUGGAGAGCUGCCCCUCUUCUCCUACAUCUCCAUCAACUCAGACAAUGGCCACCUCUAUGCUCUGAGAUCCCUGGAUUAUGAAGCCAUCCAAGCGUUCCAGUUCACUGUGAGAGCUACUGAUGGUGGUUCCCCAGCCCUAAGCAGCCAGGCACUCGUUCAGUGUGUGGUUCAGGAUGAGAAUGACAACUCUCCCUUUAUGUUGUACCCUUUGCAGAAUGGAACAUCCCCCUGUAAUGACCUAGUACCAAGGACAGCUGAACCAGGUUACUUGGUCACAAAAGUGGUGGCUGUGGAUAGGGACUCAGGACAGAAUUCCUGGCUUUCCUAUCAGCUGCUCAAGGCCACAGACCCAGGGCUCUUCACAGUGUGGGCCCAUAAUGGAGAGGUGCAUACAGUGAGGCCCAUCAGUGACCGAGAUGCCAUCAAGCAGAGGCUCCUAGUACUAGUGAAGGACAAUGGACAGCCACCUCUCUCCACAGCAGCUACACUAAAUGUGCUUCUUGUAGAUGGAUUCUCUGAGCCUUACAUGCAACUCCCAGAUACACCCAAGGAGCAGGCCCAGACUGACUCCCUCACAAUUUAUUUGAUCAUUUCUCUAGCUUCUGUCUCUUUCCUUUUUCUCAUUUCCAUGAUUCUGUUUAUUGUUGUGUGCUUGUGGAGAAGGAAGAAGAAUGUCACUGAUGGCAGUCAAUUUAGGCUCAAUAGUUCAUUCCCAGGCCACUUCGUGGAUGUUGGGGGUACUGGGACCCUGUCCCAGAGCUACCACUAUGAGAUGUGUCUGACCAAUGAUUCUGGCACUGGUGAGUUUAAGUUCUUAAAGCCCAUUAUUCCCAGCCUCCACAUUCAGGAUAGUGGGAGAGACUUGGAAGAAAGCCCUCCCAUCCAAAAGAGCUUUGGGCUGGGUUAAGUAUCUGCCAAACUGAGAUUCUAUAUUAAUAAUCCUGAAUAUUUGUUAUAAAAAAUUUUGUUUUAAGGAAGAAUUAGUUUAUAAAUUGGAUGUAUAUUAUGCUAUAUUCUAUCCUUUCUGCAUGUAAUUAAUGACAUUUUAACACAAAGAGUAAAAUAUGAAAAUGGAUUAUUUUCACUCCCAAAUGUUUGAAAUAACAUUUAAUUUUCUUGGAAAAGCUACAUAUGAGUAUGAUUAUUAUACAGAGAAGGUUCCCAAGUGUUCUUUUUACAAGAAAAAUACAUUUUAGGUGCCUAAAGCCCUGUUUUAGUAUUUUCAAACCCCAAUAAUAGGGUUUUUUAAACCUCUUUCCUAGGGUUAAAAUCUGGUCUUUAUUAAGUUUUGAAAAUUGAAGUGACAACCCAAGACAAUCAGUAAAUUUAUGUUAAUAAAUUACUGUCGAUUGAGAAAUCAGCAUAUUUUUAUGUCUUCAAUCAGGUUGCAGGGUAAAAGUCAGGAUUCACUUCACCCUGCUGUGAAAGUGUGAUCUUUUUAUUUAUAUCACAGUAAUCUCCGUACUUUUCCUUACCCUACUUUAGCAUUUCUUUCCUUAUUUUGUCACCUAGAAUUGAGGUAUUUUUGAACAUUUCAUGUUUUAAAAAUAUCUACUAAAAUGCUUAUGAUGAAUAUAGAUGCAAUAUAGAUAUACAGUUUUUAUUUAGUCCUCAACACUUCUAAGCUGACAUUGUGGAAAUUUAAUAAAUGUUUAUGGAGCUGGACUUCAUUGAUACAAGAUGUUUCCUAAUCUGAGUACUACACCUUGUCUAUUUCAGCCAUAUUUUUGAUUGAUGGACGAUUAUCCAGAACAAACUUACAAUAAUUUAGUUCCAAGUUGUUAUUUAAUGGUGCUCCAGUUUUAAUAUAUAUAAGUUGGAAAAUGUUUUAAUGUUCAAAAUUCAUUUUUAUAAUCUCAACAAUCACCUUUGUGGAUAUGUUUUCUAGUAUAGGUAUCACUUUUUUAUUGGAAUAAUAAUUUUCCAGUGUACAUAGCUAAAUUCAACGUAGUGCUCCAAACAAAUCACUUUUCUUGUAUUGCUUUGGGUGUUGAUUGCAUUUAUAUGUGUCAAUUUAAAUUAAUAGAAAUAUGACCAGCCCAAUAAGGUGGAAAUCUGGAUGAACUUGGAAAAGUGAAUUUGGGUUGAAUUAAUUAAAACAACUUGUUUUACCUAAGUAAAAAUUUCACCUUUAUUGCCCAUUCAGGUCUCAUGCAGACAUUGAUUCUCUCUCUCU
Messenger RNA from Dromiciops gliroides (monito del monte), 3809 nucleotides. RefSeq names its product protocadherin beta-16-like. Gene Ontology annotation, biological process: homophilic cell-cell adhesion. Gene Ontology annotation, cellular component: plasma membrane. The transcript has a single exon. Lineage: Eukaryota; Metazoa; Chordata; Mammalia; Microbiotheria; Microbiotheriidae. Gene Ontology annotation, molecular function: calcium ion binding. Bases 153 to 2540 code for a protein of 795 amino acids. The record is from RefSeq and is a predicted model, not a curated record.